AUGGAUAAAGAUAUAAAAGAAAUGAAAGAGAAAUUAAUUCCACAAGUAGAAGAUGGAACAUAUAUAGAAUUGUUAGACAAAAUAGAAAGACGAGUAAAAGAUUUGGAAAUUCAAGUGAAAACUACCAAGCAGAAAAAACUCAUGAGAGAUAAAGAAGAUUACAAUCUGGGAAGACAGAGAAAUUGGAAAAAACGUACAUUCAACAACCAAGAAAACCAUUACAACAACAAUUAUAAACCAUUCCAACAUCGUCAGUACCAACCAUAUAGAUCAAAUAAUUAUCAAAAUCCGAAUCGUAAGUACAGACAUCAAACAUAUUCACAUCACAAUCAAUAUCCAUCACGCCCUGAUACUCAGUACCAUCAUAAACCACCUAAUUACAAUUUACAAAAAGAUUCUUCUACAUUUAAAUCUCACACACCAUCAAUAAAACACAAGCCAACAUCUAGGACAUUUAAAUUGAAUUCACCGUCUCAUAUAUCACACCAACUUCAAGGUCAACACAAGUUUUUUGGGGACCUUUUUAGGGAGAAAACGUAUAAGAAUACACUCAAGAGAAAAAGAAGAAAUCACGAAAAUCCACAGAUCACCAGUCCAAAAAAACACAAGGACAUCAAGGGAACAAGAGACCAGAUGGAGAGAACACACGCAAUCACCAUCCCCCAAAAGAAAACCAAGACAAAGAAAAGAACAAGACGGAGAACCAUCAAGACAACAAUAUCACAACCACAAUCAAAUACAAAGGAAAUAAAUGUAUUCAAUUUAUCUCAAAGAGUGUUAACACAAGAUGAAACAUCUUUACUUCAAAAAGGAUUAAAAUUUGCCCCUAGCUCAUCAAAUUCACAAUUCAAUAUUUUUAUCGAUCUUCAUAAAUUUAUUCGAAAAUUAACCAUUUAG
Messenger RNA from Pelobates cultripes (western spadefoot toad), 897 nucleotides. Lineage: Eukaryota; Metazoa; Chordata; Amphibia; Anura; Pelobatidae. The record is from the annotation of a GenBank genome assembly.